This is a messenger RNA of Coffea eugenioides, 1403 nucleotides long. RefSeq names its product histidine-containing phosphotransfer protein 1-like. Gene Ontology annotation, biological process: cytokinin-activated signaling pathway; phosphorelay signal transduction system; phosphorylation. The transcript has 7 exons. NCBI's taxonomy places the organism in Eukaryota, Viridiplantae, Streptophyta, Magnoliopsida, Gentianales, Rubiaceae. Bases 239 to 694 code for a protein of 151 amino acids. The record is from RefSeq and is a predicted model, not a curated record. Gene Ontology annotation, cellular component: nucleus; cytoplasm. Gene Ontology annotation, molecular function: protein histidine kinase binding; histidine phosphotransfer kinase activity.
UCCCUCAUGCCUACCCCACUAGGCCUUUUAUUUUAGGUUCCACCUUUAAUUUCGCAUCAUCGUCAUUAACGUUAAUCUCACAUAUUUUUAGUGUGUGUUUGGCGUGCAAAAGAUCUGCUGGUUUCACAUAGUUAACUUUAUUGAGCAAGAUCAAGAGAAAAUAAAUACUGCUACCUAGUUCAUUCCGUACAAAUAAAGUAGCGGGGCAUCGAGGACUGCAGACCAAUAAAGGAAAAGCAUGGAAGUAGCACAGUUGCAGAAACGAUUUCUGGAGUUGAUAUCAACCGUUUAUCAAGAGGGGUUUUUGGAUGAUCAGUUCGUACAGCUUCAGAAACUGCAAGAUGAGAGCAACCCGGAUUUUGUGGUUGAAGUGGUGUCCCUCUUCUUUGAGGAUUCUGAGAAGCUUCUCAACAAUGUGGCGACUGCCCUUCAACAACCAAUUGUGGAUUUUAAGCAGGUCGAUGCUUAUGUCCACCAAUUCAAGGGUAGCAGUUCUAGCAUAGGUGCACAAAGAGUGAAGAAUGCGUGUGGUGCUUUUAGAAAUUUUUGUGAGGAAAAGAACCUGGAUGGGUGUUUGAAAUGUCUACAACAUGUGAAAAAUGAAUACGCUCUUGUGAAGAGGAAGCUUGAAUAUUUAUUUAUGCUGGAGCAACAAAUAGUGGCAGCUGGUGGCAUGAUACCCGUAAUUCCAUAAGUACCUCCACUUAGCCUACUCGCAAAAAGGAUUGCGUUUCCUACCUCCAUUGCCUUUUUAUGCUGCUGGCAUCCUUCUAUGAUGGAAGUUCGGCAUGGCACUUUUGUUGGUGUAGCUGGAAGUAUGAACCUGGUUAUGCUUUGCUUUUGUGAAUUAGGCUUGCCUUAGUUCUUGCAUUUUCCCUCUUUCCUCAUGGGCGCUGAAGAAAGGCCUAGGACUACUAUGUGAAAACAAAACCUACAUCUUCUUAUUGAUCGCAUCUUCAGAAAAUGGAAUGUGCCGUCCUCUGCUGGGAGCUGUUACUUUGUUGUGAUAAGUCUGUCAUUACAUAUUUCUUGGCCUGCCUUUAGGUUGUGUUGCUCUUUUAAAUUUCUAUGGCAUAAGUUCAUUUCAUUAUAGUGAAAAUAUACUCAUUCACCCAAAAAUGGCAGCUGUAAGUGGAAGCUAAAUUUGCGCGGUUAGUGCCUCCCUUGAUAGAAACCAGUAAUUAUAGUUUGUUUAGUUUUUCUAGUUUGUUUGGUUUUGUUGAAUUGGAAACAAGGCUUUGGGGGAAUUGCGAAAGUGACAUUUUUUUAACCUUUUGUAAUUGUGACGACACAGUUAACCCCUUCUUCCUGGAAGUACCCAAUUAACAUUUUGUAAUUGUGACGACCGUUGCUUCGUCAAUAAGAUUGUGCCUUCUCCAAGGAGGAGAUGAUUCUUUCUUUUC